Mastomys coucha (southern multimammate mouse) is the source of this 2060-nucleotide messenger RNA. RefSeq names its product olfactomedin 2 (gene Olfm2). The transcript is spliced from 6 exons. NCBI's taxonomy places the organism in Eukaryota, Metazoa, Chordata, Mammalia, Rodentia, Muridae. Gene Ontology annotation, biological process: signal transduction. The record is from RefSeq and is a predicted model, not a curated record. The coding region runs from base 220 to 1656 and encodes 478 amino acids.
GCUGAGCCCGCGAGGCGCGCGGAGCCGCAGCCGCGCGCGUCCCCAGUGUCACCCCAUCCCACCGGCCACCGCCCCCUUGGACCCGGUCAUCUCGCCAUCGGGACCCCCCACCCCUCCACCUCACUGGGGUGGGUAAGCUACAGCUUGAGUGCCGAGCAAAAAGGACUGAACACCUGCUUUUUUUGGGGUGGUGGCGCGGGGCAUGAGGCGAGGGGCGCGAUGUCGGUGCCGCUGCUCAAGAUCGGGGCGGUGCUGAGCACCAUGGCCAUGGUCACUAACUGGAUGUCGCAGACGCUGCCCUCGCUCGUGGGACUCAACAGCACCGUGUCCCGCGCGGGCUCCUCGGAGAAAAUCACUCUCUUCCAGAGCCCGGAAGAGGGCUGGCAGCUCUAUACGUCAGCCCAGGCGCCGGAUGGCAAAUGCAUCUGCACAGCUGUGAUCCCUGCACAGAGCACCUGUGCCCGAGAUGGUCGGAGCAGAGAGCUUCGGCAGCUCAUGGAGAAGGUCCAGAAUGUGUCUCAGUCCAUGGAGGUCCUUGAGCUAAGGACAUACCGGGAUCUCCAGUAUGUUCGCAGCAUGGAGACCCUCAUGCGGAGCCUGGAUGCAAGGCUCAGGGCAGCCGACGGGUCAGUCUCAGCCAAAAGCUUUCAGGAACUGAAGGACAGGAUGACAGAGCUGCUGCCCCUGAGUUCAGUGCUGGAGCAGUACAAAGCAGACACACGGACCAUUGUGCGCCUGCGGGAGGAGGUGAGGAACCUCUCUGGCAACCUGGCUGCCAUCCAGGAAGAAAUGGGUGCCUACGGGUACGAGGACUUGCAGCAGCGCGUGAUGGCCCUGGAAGCCCGACUCCAUGCCUGCGCGCAGAAGCUGGGCUGCGGGAAGCUGACAGGCGUCAGUAACCCCAUUACCAUACGAGCCAUGGGGUCCCGCUUCGGCUCCUGGAUGACUGACACAAUGGCCCCCAGUGCAGACAGCAGGGUCUGGUACAUGGAUGGUUAUUACAAAGGCCGCCGAGUGCUGGAGUUCCGUACUCUGGGAGACUUCAUCAAAGGCCAGAACUUCAUCCAGCACCUGCUGCCACAGCCAUGGGCAGGUACGGGCCAUGUGGUAUACAAUGGCUCUCUGUUCUACAACAAGUACCAGAGCAAUGUGGUGGUCAAGUACCACUUCCGGUCCCGCUCGGUGCUGGUGCAGAGGAGCCUCCCAGGGGCUGGUUACAAUAACACCUUCCCCUAUUCCUGGGGCGGCUUCUCGGACAUGGACUUCAUGGUAGACGAGAGCGGGCUGUGGGCUGUGUAUACCACCAACCAGAACGCAGGCAACAUCGUGGUCAGCCGGCUGGACCCUCAUACCCUGGAGGUCGUGAGGUCCUGGGACACCGGGUACCCUAAGCGCAGCGCCGGUGAGGCUUUCAUGAUCUGCGGUGUCCUCUACGUGACCAACUCUCACCUGGCCGGAGCCAAGGUCUACUUUGCAUACUUCACCAACACGUCCAGCUAUGAGUACACGGAUGUGCCCUUCCACAACCAGUACUCGCACAUCUCGAUGCUGGAUUACAACCCCAGGGAGCGGGCCCUGUAUACCUGGAACAACGGGCACCAGGUGCUGUACAACGUCACCCUCUUCCACGUCAUCAGCACUGCCGGGGACCCCUAGGUGUCCCUGCAAGGGCUGUGGGGAGCCUUCCCAUAUCGCCUGUGACCCCACCUCCCCUCCCCACCAGCCUUCUCUUGGUCAUGUCCUCGCCUUCCUAGAUUCCUUCUCCCCACUUCCCAGCCCAGCUUUCUGUUCUCUGUAUCUCUACUCAUGCAUUUUCUCCAUUUUAUUGAUCUCUGCUUUUGAUACUCCACUUCUGAGUCUGCCUUUUUAUGGAUGCUCCUCUUCCUUAUUGAUCGAACCUCUCCUCUCCCUCUACCCACUCUCCCUCCUCUUCCUUUCCCAGUUUCCCACACUCCUUAUCCCUAUUCCUGGAUCUGAGUGCAUGGAUUUUGUUUUUUAAGUUUAUUAUUUACACAUUUUCUUUCCGGGUUGCCAGAAUAAACCGGACCUUUGACAUUUGG